Triplophysa rosa is the source of this 3080-nucleotide messenger RNA. RefSeq names its product CD180 molecule (gene cd180). Gene Ontology annotation, cellular component: extracellular matrix. Bases 15 to 2021 code for a protein of 668 amino acids. Lineage: Eukaryota; Metazoa; Chordata; Actinopteri; Cypriniformes; Nemacheilidae. The record is from RefSeq and is a predicted model, not a curated record. Gene Ontology annotation, molecular function: protein binding. The transcript is spliced from 3 exons.
CUGCCCUGUACACAAUGGAGGGACAGUUUGUUCUUUGCCUGUUACAUUCCACUAUAUUUAUACAGAUUUUGGUUUAUAAUGAAGCAACACCAUGGGUUAGGAGACAAUGCUCACAGAUAUCAGACGGCUAUGACUGUAGUGAUAUGAGCCUACAAUCGAUUCCAGAUGAGAUACCAGAUUCUGUCCAAAUGCUGAAAUUCAGCUUCAACUACCUGCCUGCUCUAUACAACUUUACUUUCAAAAGGCUACAGAGCUUACAUUUUUUAGACCUUACAAGAUGCAGCAUCACUUUCGUGUAUGAAGAUAUUUUUAUACACCAAACAGACCUGCAGGUCCUCAUACUCAUUGGAAACCCGCUUGUGUUCUUUGCAAGCAGAACUUUUUUUGGACUGCCAGGCUUGAAAUACAUAAGUAUGGCUCAGUCAAAUAUAAAAAGUCUAUCAGACAUCCCAUCAGAUAAUCUUGCUUAUCUGGAGGUUCUAGACCUUAGGGGAAGUGACAUUCACAAUUUAGAUGGACUAAGCAAAUUCUAUUGGCACAACCUGAAGAGUUUACAGCUAGAUCUGAACACGAUUGAGAGAAUCACGGCGGAAGAUUUAGAACCACUUCACGGUAUGGUUGGAAUGAACCUAAGCUUGAAAGCCAACAAUAUUAUAUACGUAGAACCAGGUGCUUUUCAGUCGAUGACCUUUGGGAGUAUUGAUUUUAGUGGCUGUCUAGGAAAGCUGAACAUUUCCGUGCUAUUAAAGGGGCUUGACGGCGUUAAAACUGGCAAGCUUAAUCUGGGAUUGUACGAAACGGAUCCAAAAUCGCACAUAUCAAAUAUAGCACUACAAUCUUUCUGUAACAUCUCAGUGACUGACGUGAAUUUCCAGCUCCAGCAUUUUUCAGACCUGAAUAACAGAACGUUUCAUUGCCUCGAAGGACUUCAAAAGCUAGACCUUACCAGAAGCCAUCUCCAUUUACUGCCCUCUAACCUAUCCGGCCUGUCCACAUUGUCUCAUCUGGUGCUGAACGAGAACAGCUUUUGGGAUGUCUGCCACAUCAAUGCCAGGAACUUUCCCAUUCUUACGCACUUGUCCAUGAGUUCAAACCUGGAGCGACUCAAUUUUAGCAGUAGAUGCCUGGAGAAUCUUGGAAGCCUGGAGAAGCUGGAUCUCAGCCUUAGUAAAGUAAACCCUAUAGGACCUUGUUGUAAUGACCAGCUGUUUGGUCUGGGUAAACUGAAGUUUCUCAAUCUCAGCUAUGGGUCACCCAUGUUCUGGGAUGUACAGCCUUUCAAUGUUACUCCACAGCUGGAGCACUUGGACUGCAGCCAUUCGAGAUACACUCUGAACGACAGCUCGCCUUUCAAUAAUCUACAAAAUCUUAGAAGUCUAAAUCUAUCCUGGACAAACAGCAAUCUGACAAACGUGCAACUUUUCAAAGGCUUGAAGACUUUGCAACAUCUCGGUUUGAAGGGGGUCGCCGUUCAAGAUGGAGUUUUUACUCAAACAGAGCUCUUCAACCACAUUCCUGAUUUGGAAACUCUAAUUCUGUCUGCAUGUAGAAUCACUGCGAUUAAAGAAGACUUGUUUAAGGAGCUCACACAUCUGAAGAAGAUAGACGUCAGUUCAAACCAACUGCUCAAAUUCAGCAUUUCGCCAUUUUACUCAUUGAAAUUUCUCCAACUUAACUUUGCUAAUAACUCCAUUACGAUGGUGGAUGUUAAAGAUGUUGUGGAUUUGGGAAUUGAAAGUACUGUUGAUCUGAGUUAUAACCCUUUGAUAUGCAACUGUAGCAACUAUGAAUUUAUCAAAUGGGUUGAGGACAAUGAUAUCAAAGUUAGACAUAUAACAGAGACGACUUGUAAUGGCACAGGAACAAGGAUUAUUGAUGUUCACUUGCAAUGUAAAUUUUCAGUAAAUAUGCCUUUAUAUGCUAUAAUUCUUGUUGCAGUUGUUAUAGUGUUUGGCAUUAUCUGCAUUUUCUUUCUUAUCAGGACCAUUAGGAAAAGAUAUGCAAGCUACAGAGAACUAUAAAUACGGACACAUUUUGUCUCACAUUGACCUAGCGUCUUAAAGGGCUAGUUCACAAUUUUUUUUUUAAAUUUUACCUCACCUUCAUUCUAAAUCUGUAUGACUUUCUGUGCAGAACGCAAAAAAAUAUAUUUUGAAAAAUGUUACUAACUAAACAACAUUGGCCCCUAUUGAAGUUCAUUGUGUGGCUGCAACACCACAGAGACAUUUCUUAAAGCGGCCCUAACACACGCGUGCAGGGGGAGGGGUAGGCUGAACUAAAGCACGUGCGCACCCAUUGCCAACAAAACACAGACAUCAGUUUCACUCACCGCAUGCGGUUCAUGUCCGGCAUCUUUUAGCGCUGGGACGGCUCCAUAUAUCAGUUUCAAACGAUCUCCAAAUCCAGCGUUAUAUCCACCGUUUAUAUAACAUUCAUCACCCAAAUGCAGUGAACAAACAAACACCUGAACUUCGCAAACAUAUGCUCUCUCUCUCCUGCACACAAGUGAAUGUGACGUCUGAGCAUGCUCCUUCUCCUGCUCUCCUUGCUGCCGCGUGGGUGUGCCGCGUGCUUUUCCGGAUGAAUUGUCCAAUAAGGGACUAAGAAAAGUUGUUACGAAACAGUUUUAUAUGUUCGAAAAAAACUUUCCGAAACCUGUACGAUCGCUGGGGGAGUGUAUUGAGCACAGAAAUACUAUGUAAUACGCCCAACUCGUUUUUUGACAAGUUGACCAUGUUAAGCAUGAGAAGACAGCACGUUUAACAUUGUAAAGAAGUCAGAAUGCAUGACACACUGUUGCAGCACCCCUUUAAAAUAUCUUCUUUGGCAUUCCACAGAAGAAAGAGAGGUUUUGAACAACAUGAUGGUGAAUAAAUGACUAUAACUAUACCUUAUCUGCUUUCAAAGUUGGGAAUCAAAGCGAAUUAUUAUGAAGGAAAAUGGAACAUAUUUAUUGUCAAUCAAAAACAAUAAAUAAAUGAAAAUGUUGUUUAGCUUUCUUAAAAUUGUAAAGAUAUACUGUAAUUACUAACGUGUCUGAAAGAUUUGUAUGAACUUAAAAUGUGAAAUAAAACAGCAAA